AUGGCUCCCCUCACGCUCGGCUACAAUGACAAGCAUCCCUUUGCCCAAGUCCCCAUUACGGAUCGCGCCUCUGUCCAAGAGCUUCUCCGGACGCUGCUCGACCCUCUCGAGCCUUUCUUCUCACCCCAAAAGGCCCGCGUCAAGUGCCCUGGAGCUACGGCCGUCAGAUUCGACCAGACCGCGUCCGAAGUAGAAGGCUUCUUCCGUCCUAUCUGGGGUCUGGCGUGCCUGCUGGCCGGGGGUGGCCAGUAUCGCGGCACAGACUGGUGGGUUCAGGGGAUCAAGGCCGGCACUGACCCAGAAAGCCCCGAGUAUUGGGGAUAUCCUCGUGACAAUGACCAACGCAUGGUUGAGAUGUGCCCUUUUGGAUUCGCGCUGGCCGUCGCACCAGAGUUAUGGAACGGUCUUUCGGAAAAGGAGCAAGUCAAUGUCGAGAAUUGGCUUGGAAACUCUAUCAACGAGAAAAACAUGCCCAACACCAACUGGCUCUGGUUCCGCGUCUUCGCCAACCUAGGACUCAAGCAAAACGGAGCCAAAUACUCAGAGGAACGACUCGAGAGUGACAUCAAGCACCUCGAUACCUUCUACCGAGGAGACGGCUGGUCCAACGACGGUCCUGAGGGCAUCCAUCAAAUGGAUUAUUAUUCCUCCAGCUUCGCCAUCCACUUCCUUCAGCUCCUCUACGCCAAACUCGCCGCCAAGGCUGACCCAUCCCGUGCAAAGGAGUUUAAGCACCGGGCUGAGAUCGCCGCUCUCGACCUCGUCCACUAUCAUGACGAGCUCGGCCGAGCCAUCCCGUUUGGCCGUAGUUUAGUCUACCGCUUCGCCAUGGUCGCCUUUUGGGGCGCCCUGGCCUACGCAGACGUCGACCUGCCGGCUCCCCUAACGUGGGGCAUGGUCAAGGGAAUUGUCCUCCGCAAUUUCAGGUGGUGGCAGACACAGGGUGACAUCUGGACGUCGAGUGGGACGCUGUCUCUCGGGUUUUCGUACCCGAGCAUGUAUAUUACCGAGAAUUACAAUAGCCCUGGAAGUCCUUAUUGGUCAUGUUUAGCUUUCAUCUGCCUGGCAGUUCCAGAGCAGCAUCCAUUCUGGACAUCAGAGGAGGAGCCAAUCAGCCCCCAGAUCCCCAAAAUCAAGGCAAUCCGGCAUCCAGGUCACAUUACCAGUUACCUUGGCGGACAUUGUAUGCUCCUCUCUUCGGGCCAAGCAUGUGGUUAUCCAAUGAAGGCCACCCACGCCAAAUAUGGAGGGUUCGCAUACAGCAGCGCCUUUGGAUACUCGGUGCCCUCCGGGCUCUUCUCCUUGGAGCAAUAUGCCUUGGCGUCGCAGUUGGGGCUUUCAGAUGAUGGUGGCGAAUAUUGGAAGACGAGGAGGCUAUCCGAGUAUGCCGCUAUUGAAGAGCGAGACGGCCAGCCCAUUCUCGUUUCAGUCUGGAAGCCUUUUGCCGAUGUCAAGAUCAAGACAUUAUUGGUGCCCCCUGUUGAAAGCACGCCAAAUUGGCAUCUGCGGGUACAUCACAUCCAAGCUGGUCGGGAGGUCAUGACCGCAGAUGGUGCCUUUGCCAUCCGCAACGUCAACUCCGAGAACGGAAGAUACUUGGAUCUAUACGAUGAAUCAAAGGGCGAGGGAACAAGCCCCAAGAUCAUUGGCAACUAUGAUACCAACACACCGGCUGGCUGGGACACGGGACUCAAUGGUGCCUUUGCGGCGGCCCUGGACAGAGGAGCUGUUGGCAUCAAGGCUCUAGAACCACACGGCCAACGACAGGCCAUGCUUGUGAAUGCUGAUCCCAACACAAAUCUCAUGGAGAGUCGGACAACAAUACCGACCUUGCAGCACAAGAUCCCCCAGGGCCAAGGGGUGUGGUACAUUUCUGCAGUCUAUGCCAAACCAGCGGGCACUGGCGUCCCCAAAGAGAGCUAUCUAGAUGGAUGGAAGAGUCCUCCCACGAUCCCCAACUGGCUAGUCUUGGAGAUGGCAGCAGAUGGCGGGAUGUAA
Messenger RNA from Trichoderma breve, 1998 nucleotides. RefSeq lists its product as uncharacterized. The record is from RefSeq and is a predicted model, not a curated record. Bases 1 to 1998 code for a protein of 665 amino acids. Lineage: Eukaryota; Fungi; Ascomycota; Sordariomycetes; Hypocreales; Hypocreaceae. The transcript has 7 exons.